ACGGAAGUUUCAGCGGGUGCACACUUCAGCAACGCUUGUUCGGUCAUUUUUUUUAACAAAAUGUUGAUAUGGCCGUGUGCUUUUAGUAGUUACAUUACUUGUACUAGCCGCUUGGUAAUAGUUUAGGUGUACUCUUUCUGAGCAGCUUAUACAGCAGAGGUGAGUUGACACCUCAAAAUUCACAUUACAUUAGCUAGCUUGGUUACAUUAGUUGAAAGAAAUAUAUAGAGCAGUGGUUUGCCUAUAGCUAACCAUCUUAGCAUUCGCUUUAUAAGUGUAGUAUAGUCACAAAUUGCGUUCAACAUGGACAACCAAGAACAGAACUCUCCCUCUGAAGGAUGCGUCGACCGGUCUACGCUGGUGUCGGGGGUUGGAAAGAAUAUCAAGUCAGUUUUGUGCCGACGUUGUGGCUCGAAGGUCCUCUGCCCAGGGAUGGCGGUGUUUGCGGAGAAGGAGCUGUUCCUGCCCUCAAUGCGCAAGAAGACCACUAUCACCCAAUCAGAGGGAUCCGUGGAUGGGGACACACUGACUACCCACUGGUUAGUCGACGACAUGUACACUUUUGAGAAUGUGGGCUUCACUAAGGAUGUGGGGAGAAUCAAGUACCUCAUUUGUGCAGACUGUGAGAUUGGACCCAUAGGCUGGCACUCCCUGGAUGACAAAAAGAGCUUCUAUGUUGCAUUGGAAAGAGUCAAUCAUGCCUAGUGUGGCCCACUGUAAGAGCCUGGGGAAACUUAAGAGGGUGUACACAUUUGGAACUGAAGAAGGACAAGACAGACCAACAUGAACGUCAGCCGUGCGCAGUAGAUUACUUGUUGGAUGUCGRCGGACAGUGCCUAUUCAAUGUAGAGAAAAUGACGGCAAAUGUUCUGUGGUCAGAGGCAAUAGGACGGUCACCCACUGCGCAUGGGCAACAUGCAUUGGUCUGUCUUGUCCUUAAUUCUUUUCGGCCUUCACUUUCCCUCUGGCUGGUGCUGGAUGACUCCUUAGUUCUUCAAGGCCAAGUGUUCUUCAAUUCCUUUGUUUUCUACUGAUCAACAAUGGUAUUGAUGUGGUUCUCUGAACAAAUGUCUUAUCAGUCUAUAAAACUGUAGUUCAAUCUAAUACUGUAACUAA
Salvelinus sp. IW2-2015 is the source of this 1116-nucleotide messenger RNA. Its product is annotated as guanine nucleotide exchange factor MSS4-like. Gene Ontology annotation, molecular function: guanyl-nucleotide exchange factor activity; zinc ion binding. Gene Ontology annotation, cellular component: cytosol; membrane. Lineage: Eukaryota; Metazoa; Chordata; Actinopteri; Salmoniformes; Salmonidae. The record is from RefSeq and is a predicted model, not a curated record. Gene Ontology annotation, biological process: small GTPase-mediated signal transduction; post-Golgi vesicle-mediated transport.